AUGGCAGACCUCAAUCCCUUCCUCCUAGCGGCAGUCGUGCCGGACCCUGACCCUCGCCUUCUGCCCCUCCUCCGCUCCAAGCCAACACUGGCUUCUGCACAAGAUGCCCAUGGCUACUCUCUGCUUCAUGCUGCCGCCUCUUACAAUCACAUCGACCUGCUCAGGUUGCUGGUCAAUGAAUUUAGCGUGGAUGUCAAUCUGACGGAUGAAGAUGGUGACACAUGCUUAUUUGUCGUUGAAUGCGUGGACGUUGCAAAAUGCCUGGUGGAGGAGUUACACAUAGACGUCAAUAUCAGAAACGACGAGGGCUUGAUCGCCGCAGACAAGAUCGAGUCAGAGCAGGACUUUCCAGAGAUUGCUGCAUACCUGAAGGGGCAUGGUGGUUCGUCUGGAGAUGCAACAUCUGCCAGCAACGUACCGUCAACUAACGGCACACAACAUCUGCCUGCACUACCACCUAAUGUGACCAUCAACGUCAACUCAUCGACGGAGGACACGUCUGACGACCUCGAGCAGGAGCCCGACCCGGAGUUCAGGAGGCGGAUAGAAGAACUGGCAACGAGAGAAAACUUCCAUACCGAGGAAGGCCAAAGAGAGUUAAGGGACUUGAUCACCGACGCGGUCAGAGGAGUGGGUAAUGAAGACCGAGACGUUCGUCGGCGUAUAGGAUGA
Molecule: messenger RNA, 672 nt
Organism: Exophiala aquamarina CBS 119918
Lineage: Eukaryota; Fungi; Ascomycota; Eurotiomycetes; Chaetothyriales; Herpotrichiellaceae
Exons: 1
Coding region: 1-672 (223 amino acids)
Molecular function (GO): protein binding
Source: RefSeq, a predicted model, not a curated record